UCAACAAGUAGCAUUAUUCUUUACUAUAUAAUGGGUAGACAACUGCUUGUCAGGCACACGUUAUAGUUGUCCAUUAAGGGGUUUAUAAGCUUUUGGGCCGUUGGAGACUUUAACGAGGUGGAGUCGCUUUUUAGUUCACCGUAUUUCAAAACUGGCAUCUCAUUUGCCGUUAAGCGCGGAGAACUAUGAUGGAGAAUAAAACUUGACGGAACUAGAAAUAUGUCCAUUUAAGUUGGUGGGCUUGUAGUGCCUUUGAGUUCCAAUGAGAACAAUUGUUGUGUUUUGGUAAUUAAAGACUAUAUAAAAUAUAUCCGGUUACGAACUAUUCUAAGUAUAGUGUUCCAGGGGAGGAGAAGCUUGUGCGUUUAUAACCCAUCAGCUAAUCGCACAUAAACCGCAGCUGUCCCGAGCGGGCGCGGAGAGAUGUCAGCCCGCGGAAGCAGAUCUCACCGGUCACUGAGAGCCGUUACUGCGAUAUUCAUCCUGCUUUUUAUCAACAUUGCUGGAACAGCUGCAGACGAUGACGCUUUUAAUGCAGAGUCAUGGCUGAGGAUGUAUGGCUACCUUUCCCAGGCUAGUAGACAGAUGUCCACCAUGCAGUCAUCUCAGAUCCUUUCCAGUGCCAUCAAGGACAUGCAGCGCUUCCAUGGCCUGGAGAUGACAGGACAAAUGGACAUGGCCACUCUGAAAGCUAUGAAAAGACCUCGCUGUGGAGUGCCUGAUCGCUUCGAGAAGUCAACUGAGGGAGGUUUUCGUCAUAAGCGUUUCACCCUUACUGGCCACAAGUGGGAUCAGGAUAAGCUCACUUACAGCAUUCAGAACCACUCGCCAAAAGUCAGCCAGGAGCUAACUCACAAGGCUAUUCGCAGGGCCUUCAGUGUUUGGGAGAAAGUAACACCUUUGCGAUUUGAGGAGGUCCCGUACCACAAGAUAAAGAAUGGAAGUGAAGGGCCUGACAUUAUACUACUGUUUGCCUCUGGAUAUCAUGGUGAUAUGUCUCUUUUCGAUGGGGAAGGAGGGUCUCUGGCUCAUGCUUUUUACCCUGGUCCUGGAAUGGGUGGAGACACUCAUUUCGACAUAGAUGAACCAUGGACCCUUAACCAACAGGAGGGCUCAGGUGUUGACAUAUUUUUGGUCGCAGUUCAUGAGUUGGGUCAUGCACUCGGAUUGGAGCACUCCAAUGACCCUACUGCCAUCAUGGCCCCGUUUUACCAGUGGAUGGACACAGAAAGCUUCUCAUUGGCUGAAGAUGACAUAAAUGGUAUUCACCAGAUCUAUGGACCUCCAGAGAUUGUGACCACUCAAGCACUGUCCACCACAACCUUGUAUACAACCACUGCUGAGCCAGAGACCACCACCAUUAUGGCCCAUUCGAGAACAACCAGACCAUCGCUGCAGCCCACCAAGCCCUGGUUGCCUCCAGUCGACCCAACUAGAAGGACCUACAGACCCCAGCCAACAGCACGCUCUGAUCAGGACGCACCUGACAUCUGCAAGGGGAACUUUGACACAGUCACUGUGUUGAGAGGAGAGAUGUUUGUGUUCAAGGGUCGUUGGUUCUGGAGGGUUCGGAGGAACCAGGUUCUGGAUAAUUACCCAAUGCCUAUCUCCUUCUUCUGGAUGGGGCUUCCUGAAGACAUUGAUGCCGCAUAUGAACGGCAUGAUGGAAAAUUUGUAUUCUUUAAAGGAAGUAAAUACUGGCUUUUCAGAGAGGCAGACGUGGAGCCUGGAUACCCGCAGGACUUGUUUCGUUAUGGUCAGGGCAUGCCUGACAGAGUGGACACUGCAGUGUGGUGGGAACCAUCUGGUUUUACCUACUUCUUCAGAGGAGAUGGAUAUUGGCGAUUUAGUGAAGAAUCCCAUGCUGUGGAGAAAGAUUACCCCAAACCAUUGAGUGUGUGGGGCUCCAUUCCUGGCGCACUUAAAGGGGCCUUCCUCAGCGAUGAUGGAGCAUACACUUUCUUCUACCAAGGCACCAAAUACUGGAGGUUCGAUAAUAAACUAAAGAAGGUUGAUGCUGGAUACCCCAGAUCUAUUUUAAAUGAUUUCAUGGGCUGCCAUGUGACCUUUGACGCUGAUGCAGACACAGAUAUAAAGCCUGACCACAGGUGGCCAGAGACCACAGAUAAGAAUCAAGACCUUGAUGACUACAAAAAUGGUGAUGUGGAUGUUGCUGUUGAGGAUGAAGUUGAUGAAAAUAAUAAUGAUGAUGAUGAAGAGGAGGAGAAAAAGGAGGUGGAUGUUGUUCUAAGGGCGAAUGAUAAUGAACACAUAACAACCCUCAUCUUGGUGACAGUACCUCUGGUCUCUGUGCUAUGCAUUUUGGGAGUGAUCUAUGUCAUUAUUACCACACUCCAGAAAAGACAGACACCCAAAGUGUUAGUUCACUGCAAAAGGUCCCUGCAGGAGUGGGUCUGAUGCUCACUAACAUAUAUUAGCUCUGUUCAAAAGCCUAGUGAGCUGCCUGCCUAGAUGAUAUUUUAAGGUGUCAAAUGUGCACUCCCAACAUGAAGGCUGUAUGAGUAGGCCUUAGUGUCAUUGCAUGCAUACUUGGUGGACAACACAAUCCCAAUACAAUGAUCAGUCAGUAUGUUUACAUGCACUUUACAAGUUUCAUUUCAAUCGAAGUAAAACAGAAAUUCUUUUGUGUAAACGCUUUGGUUCAACUGAACUCAUACAAGUCCACAUACCUAGAUAAUGAGAUUGUAGCUUGGGUUCGUCCAACAUGUAUACACGUUAUUUGGACCACAUUCGGCCUCGCCAUUGCUCCAUGUGUAGGAGCAUUCGUUGCUUGACAGAAACAACAACGUGUGGUGUGUAUUUAACACUUCCUCAGCUGACAUCUUUCAUUCAAAUAUUCGGUUGCGCAUUGUCAUGUGUGCUUGGACAGACAGAUGAAGACUGUAGCUUGACUACUCAGAAAAAGCUGUAGCUCAAUUAUAAAUGUGCAUGUAAACGGAGUAAAAGAAAAUGUGAAGAGUGGAAAGAAAUGACCAUAAGAAAGUAAAUAUUCUUCAAUCCAGUUCAAAAAGUAUCACAAAAAAUAGCAGUAUUAAUAAAAAUAGAUAAUUUUACUCAAUAUUUGUGUGCGAUGUAUGUUUUGUGCAAAUUAAAGUAUAACUUUGUUCGCUUACCAACAUGCUAACGGCAAACCAAAUUGCAAUCAACUGUAAGGCAGGCCACAUCUACACUUAUCCAUUUACAUCCGUUUUCAGUUUCCUAACGUCAUUUUUUUCCAAAGUAUGUGGUAAUGGAAAAUGUUUUUGAAAGUCUCCCUUUUUCGGUAGAUGAAAAGGCCAUUUUAGUGUGGAUGAGAGGCGUAAACAUAGCGUAAUUGAUUCGUUUACCAAAUAAACCUUAGUUUUGAACGUGGCCUAUGUCUGUGUGGUGCAUGGAGUUCAUAGUGUGUUUCAAAUCUGUCACUUGUGAAGUUCGAUUUCAGUUUGGAUGCUGCCUUAAAAGGCAUAGGCAGCAGACAGCAAGGAUGCUUACUAAGUUUUGAACAGAUCUGCUUACACUACUCUAUAGCUGAUAUUGUGCACAUAUGUCUUCCGAGUGACACACACCUUUGUUGUUUGUUUAUGGUGCUCAUCCAAUCAGAACCCUGUUCUGAGCAGAUCAUUUGCAUUUUUGAUAGAUGAUUACGAUUUGUUUAAUGGUCAUUUUGUGUUGUGGUUCUUCUCUGUGAGCAAGUUAGUUAUGUUAUGUGUUUUGCUGUUGAGCCUAGACUUUUUGGUUUUACACUGUGGGAAACGUUGGAUGUAUUUAAAAAUUAGAUUAGCAAAUUUCAGCACAUCCUCUGUUAACCAGCCUCAAUAAUAGAGGAAACCACAAACUCUGUGUCAAGGUCUUGUAGAAAGAAAGAAUAUUCAGGCUCAAUAAAUUGUCUUGCAAACAUUUAGGAGGAUUUACAGUCUCUUCCCUGUGUUGCUGGGGCUGGCUUGCAUUACACAGAUGUUGCUGAUUUUGGACUUUAUGGAGAGAGAAAAAAGGUGGGGGCCUGUAGCCUGCCAGCAUUUCCUCUGCCUGAGUUCCUUUGAGCGUGCCAAAGAGGACAAGGAGGGGGAAUAGAAGUGAGGUGUGCCAUACUGUCACCAUGACCUAGAUAUAGUGUACAGUACCCCCAAACCACCCCUUACUGUUUGUCUUCCUGUGGGACUUUCCUUUUGUUUACCUCACUGUACCCCCAGCCACAGUCUCCCCCCAACUCUGGAGUCUUUGUUUAUGAGAGGCAUUCCUGGCCUUGGGAUCCUGUCUAUCAGUGCCUGGGAAGGCUGUACUGUAUCUGUGCUG
Molecule: messenger RNA, 4293 nt
Organism: Xyrauchen texanus (razorback sucker)
Lineage: Eukaryota; Metazoa; Chordata; Actinopteri; Cypriniformes; Catostomidae
Product: matrix metalloproteinase-15-like
Exons: 10
Coding region: 424-2418 (664 amino acids)
Biological process (GO): extracellular matrix organization; proteolysis; collagen catabolic process
Cellular component (GO): extracellular matrix
Molecular function (GO): metalloendopeptidase activity; zinc ion binding
Source: RefSeq, a predicted model, not a curated record